AGUUCGCUUCAACGUCUUCCAGCGAUCGGUCGUUUCACCGCUCUUUCCACCGGGUGCUGAACGGUAACCCUUUUUAGUUUACUCGCAAGUGUAGGCCAACCGCGGGCCUCGAAGAAAGUAGUGAGCUGUUUGCCAUAACUGUUCCGCGUUCCGAAUCUUCUUGCUCAUUUCCUUUCGCCUACUUCGAUUGCCUUCUUCUGCGAGACCGUCGUGUGCAUCGCAGCAAGCGUUGUUGAUUUUAUUGAUUCAAAGAGACGAAGAAAAGGUGCUGCCCCCUACUUCGGGUUUUGUGUGUGAAUCGUGAGCCGAAGAAAAAGAAAGUUCCCAAAGCUCUUAAAUCAAGUUGUGGUGUUUGUGGUUGCUACGUUGUCAUCUCCAGUCCAAUCGGAAAUAAAGGUUAUAGGAGCCGUUUCUGGGCGAAGAAAGUGGUUUCUGUUUUGUUGGAAUAUUUUUUUUUGCAUUGCAUUGCUUGAUAAGCCGAAACACGCGCAGGAAAAUGGCAAUUCAGAUGAACGACAUGCUGUACGAGAAUCCGCUGGAUCACUUUCUGACGCUGUUUGUGGAUUUCUUUAUCUUCUUCUGCAAAUCGAUCUACUACACUUUGGAGACCUGCGUGCUAUCCUGUAUUCCCUAUCGAUUCCGGAAGCUGAAGGAUGUCUCCGGCCAAGUGGUACUAAUCACCGGAGGAGGCGGCGGAGUGGGGCGAAUUUUGGCGCAGAACUUUGCCAGACUCCGAACCCGAGUCGUCAUUUGGGAUAUUAAUAAGGAUGCACUGAGAGGCACCGCCGACGAACUGGAAGCCGAGGGUUUCUUCUGCCACACCUAUCUGGUGGACAUCUCCGAUCGGGAGCAGGUGUACGAGGUGGCCAAGAAGGUCAAGCAGGAGGUCGGCAACGUGGACAUCCUCAUCAACAAUGCCGGAAUCGUCGCCUGCCGGACUCUGUGGGAUCUGUCGGACAAAGCCAUCGAGAGCACCUACGCCGUGAACAUCUUGUCCCACUAUUGGACGACGCGAGCUUUCCUACCGGAAAUGAUGAACUCCAACAAGGGGCACAUCGUAACAGUUGGAUCCGUUGCUGGACUGCUCGGAACGUACGGAUGUACCGAUUACAGUGCCACCAAGUUCGCUUGCGUCGGAUUCCACGAGGCGCUUUUUACUGAAUUGAGGACCCAUGGCUACGACAACAUCCACCUGACGUUGGUCUGCCCGUACUACAUCAACACCGGAAUGUUUGCCGGCUGCAAACCGCGGCUGUUGCCCAUGCUCGAACCCAAACACGUUGCCGACAGUAUGGUCAAGUCUAUCCUGAAGAACGAAGUUAACUGCACCCUGCCGGACAGCGUACGUGUCUUCUUGCCCCUGAAAUGCCUCCUGCCGGCCAAGGUCUGCUGGGAGAUGAUGAGCCGCAUCAUGAAGGGACCCCAGACGAUGAUGGGAUUCCGCGGACGGGGUAAGGCCACUGCUGGCUAAGGGGGGAACGAUGGGGACUUUGUUCUUUCCCUAAAUAAAUUAUUACCUAUGGCUGCUACUUAAAGAUUCGCGGGAUUCUUCGGCUCGAACGCAGACGAAGAUGCUCAAAGUUUUAUUUCGAUUUUUUUAUAAAAUUAUUUAUAAUAUCGACUCAAAAAGAAGAUUUUUUCUAGUAAUACAGAGUUUUAUCUUUUAUGCAGAAGAAACAAUCUAAAAUAUUAUUUACCGACAUUCUAGAGAGUAAGGCGUACUGUAACUACUUUAAAAUUUAAA
Messenger RNA from Aedes aegypti (yellow fever mosquito), 1744 nucleotides. RefSeq names its product estradiol 17-beta-dehydrogenase 11. Lineage: Eukaryota; Metazoa; Arthropoda; Insecta; Diptera; Culicidae. Gene Ontology annotation, cellular component: lipid droplet. The record is from RefSeq and is a predicted model, not a curated record. The transcript has 5 exons. Gene Ontology annotation, molecular function: oxidoreductase activity, acting on the CH-OH group of donors, NAD or NADP as acceptor. The coding region runs from base 497 to 1471 and encodes 324 amino acids.